Punctularia strigosozonata HHB-11173 SS5 is the source of this 975-nucleotide messenger RNA. RefSeq lists its product as uncharacterized. Gene Ontology annotation, biological process: cell division; mitotic sister chromatid segregation. The record is from RefSeq and is a predicted model, not a curated record. Gene Ontology annotation, cellular component: MIS12/MIND type complex. The transcript is spliced from 4 exons. The annotation marks the transcript as partial. Lineage: Eukaryota; Fungi; Basidiomycota; Agaricomycetes; Corticiales; Punctulariaceae.
CGCGCGAUACAACAGCCACCGAAAGCCUCCAAGCAUGCGAACGAACUCCCGCCGUUGACACCAGAAGCUAGUCGCGCCCUCAAAAUCGUGCAGAACGAUCUCGUGCGGAUGCUCGCCGAGAAACGGAUAGACAUACCAUUGUACGGUUCCGCCAUGGGCAAGCAACCGACGCCGGUCAAGGAGCAGAACGAGCAGAACGUCAAGAACCGCGCUCGCGAACAACGCUUUAACGCAGAGAUCGAUGCGAUGAAAGCCGAGGACCAAGCGUGGGCGAAGGCGGCCGAGUUUUACAACUCUUACCAGGCAAGCGUUUUGGCCGAACUGGAGACGAAGAAGCUGCAGAAAGCCAAGGCGAAAGCGGACCCGGGUGCGGACGACGUCGACGACAGGCUAUUACCGCCAACAUUUCGCGGCCCCGGCGGUGUUCAGCUCGCCCGUGCAGUUUUAGCGGACGAGAUACCGAGGCGGAACAAGCUCGCCGAGCGGGUCAGCGCUCUGCCGUUCGAGAUCGACCGAAUGCACGCCAGCGUCAGCGCCGCCCGGCUGUACACUCACGCAGUGGAAUCUCAUUUGGAUUCCUACUUUGCGUCCCUCUCGCUCGCUACGCACUCCUCCACAUCGGCCUCCACCUCCAGACCGCCGCGUCUCAACCCCGCGCCCCGACCCCUAAGCGAGCCUCCCGCCGCCAAACUGGACGAGCCGCGAAGCCCCCGCGACCUCCUUCGCGCGUUGGCACGCGUCGACGUCGAACGACCGCCAACGAAGGUUAGCGAAGCCGCGCGGAAGGCGAUGCGCGAGGUGCAGCGCGCGGCAAAAGAGCGGGCGGACGUGAUGCACACGCCGAGGAAACCGCCUCCUACGCCUAGACGAGAUCGAACUCCAGGGCGGGAGCGGACGCCAGGCCGGAGGUAGCGAGACGGCUCAUAAUUAUUAUGUUGUAUUUGUUUGCUUCUCUAUAUCGCGCGUCAGGCGCCG